GCAGAGUGGCAGGUUACAAUAUCGCUGCAUCUGGGCCGGGUUUACUUCUGUAUCUGCUCAUCCCUCGCGUAUGGAUUGCAGCUCAAUGCGGCUAGCCGUCCGUCCCGCAUGCCAUCCUUCCCGUCAAGCACCAUCUCCUCGUGCAGCCUCAGUCUCCACUUAUCUCAUCUGCGAUACGCCGCGGCUAACUCACAAUCUAUUUGCACCUGGGGCUGUCAAACUUUUGACAAUAUCUCUGCUCAGCCUAAGCGUUCAGACGGUCCGACGGCUUGCCACACGUAUGCAGGCGUGAAAGAUGAAGGCAAACUGUCACCCACGGAUUGUAAGGAGCAGAGUUUACACUGUUUUCUUUGACUAGAAGCUGUACUUUUGCUUUCGGAAAGGUUUGUG
Messenger RNA from Alternaria alternata, 390 nucleotides. RefSeq lists its product as hypothetical. The coding region runs from base 109 to 354 and encodes 81 amino acids. Lineage: Eukaryota; Fungi; Ascomycota; Dothideomycetes; Pleosporales; Pleosporaceae. The record is from RefSeq and is a predicted model, not a curated record. The transcript has a single exon.